This is a messenger RNA of Hibiscus syriacus, 899 nucleotides long. RefSeq names its product two-component response regulator ARR5-like. Gene Ontology annotation, biological process: phosphorelay signal transduction system; cytokinin-activated signaling pathway. The transcript is spliced from 5 exons. The coding region runs from base 123 to 842 and encodes 239 amino acids. The record is from RefSeq and is a predicted model, not a curated record. Lineage: Eukaryota; Viridiplantae; Streptophyta; Magnoliopsida; Malvales; Malvaceae.
GAGAGAGAGACAGAUAGGCUUUGGUUUGUAUGUCACAGCGUAUAAAUUAAAGCAAGGCCACAUAUCCAAGGGAAACUCUAUUUUUUUCUUCUUCCCUUCAUAAUUUCUGGGUUUACUUUGAGAUGGCGAGCAACGGCGGCGUUACGUGGCGGAGGACUGAAGAAGUUCAUGUUCUUGCCGUUGAUGAUAGUCUAGUUGAUCGGAAAGUCAUUGAAAGGUUGCUCAGAAUAUCCUCUUGCAAAGUGACUGCAGUGGAUAGUGGAAUCAGAGCUUUGCAGUUCUUGGGAUUAGAUGAAGAGAAAAACAGUAAUGCUCUUAAUGAUUUGAAAGUUGAUCUUAUCAUCACCGAUUAUUGUAUGCCGGAGAUGACGGGCUAUGAAUUACUCAAGAAAGUGAAGGAAUCCUCUGCUUUUAGAGAAAUCCCAGUUGUAAUAAUGUCAUCCGAGAACGUUUUAGCUCGAAUCGACAGAUGCUUGGAAGAAGGAGCAGAGGAUUUCAUAGUAAAGCCGGUGAAAUUAUCAGAUGUUAAACGUAUAAAAGAUUACAUGACCAGAGAAGGAGAAACAGAAAGAUCAAGAAAAGGAAUCAACAAGAGAAAGCUAAGAGACAGCUUUGAUGAUCUCUCCUCAUCUCCACCGUCCAUUCUAUUCAUCAUCAUCAUCUCCAUCUCCAUCACCAACGUCAGUCCAAUCAGCAUCAGCACCGAGUUCUCCAUCACCGCUAGAUUCUCCCACCAGACGUCUCAAGAUGACAAACAAGCUCCGAAUAGAACAAAAAGAGAAAAAGCUAAUUUAAUUUACUCACAAAUUUUUUUAGAAUUUCUCUUGCAAUAUCUCCGUUAACACUGUUUUUAACGGUUUUUGGUUGCGGUUUCACCACCUUCGAUUAUUUGCUUAUAU